AUGAUCAGCGAUAGAUUCGUUAUAGCGUUUAUCAUAUUUAACGUUUUUUAUGCCAUUUUUGUGCCUGGCAGCGCACAAAAUCUGCUGGAUCGUUUGAGACCUGCGCCCGCCAAUCUGACUCGGAGCGAUGACGUCAAGGUAGUUUCCGGCACAAAGGUGAAGCGCUACGAGCGUCUAACGGUUCCAUUUGGCGGCGUGGGUCCAAUCAUUGGAGGCAUCGGUGCAGCUGGAUUACUCAGCCCUCUCCUUCAUCCGCAGCCGGCUUACUUGGGUUAUGCUUAUGUUCCUCAAUGGCAGGCGGCAGCUAAGCUCAUGGGAGAUGGCGAAUCUUCGGGAGCAACUGGUAUGAUCACCUUGCAGCAGUUGCCCUACAACAGUGACAUCAAAGUGACCAUUAAUGCGACGGGUUUGCCAGCUGGAAAACAUGCUCUCCACAUUCAUACUUAUGGGGAUCUCAGCGAGGGAUGCAAAUCCACGGGUGGACAGUUUCCCAAUAAUUUUCUGGGCAACCUGGAGGUCAUGGACGAUGGCAGCGUAUCGUCGGUGUUUAUGAGUAUCUACCUGCAACUCUUUGGCUUCAAUGGCAUCAUUGGUCGUUCCAUUGUAAUCCACAGCAAACCCAUCGAUCUGAACACAGCGCUCAAUGCGGAGGUAUUCUCCUCCUCUUUGGCGGUUAUGCCUAAUGCCUUGGCCUAUCAAAAUGAGGAGAUCUCGGUAGGUGCCCCCAUUGCCUGUGGCGUCAUCAGUAUCAUGAGCACAUCCAUAUCACCGACUCCAGCCACUUCGCCUCCAGCUCCUUCACCUCCAGAAGCCGAGAAAUAGUUGCUAUAUUUAAAGAAAUGUAAGAAUUAUAAAAACUUUUUUAAUAAUAUAACUGCAAGUUUUCAU
Drosophila innubila is the source of this 888-nucleotide messenger RNA. RefSeq names its product superoxide dismutase [Cu-Zn]. Lineage: Eukaryota; Metazoa; Arthropoda; Insecta; Diptera; Drosophilidae. The record is from RefSeq and is a predicted model, not a curated record. The coding region runs from base 1 to 822 and encodes 273 amino acids. The transcript is spliced from 3 exons. Gene Ontology annotation, biological process: removal of superoxide radicals. Gene Ontology annotation, molecular function: superoxide dismutase activity; copper ion binding.